UCUUGGAAAAUUAGUACCCUAAUUUUGACCUCUUAAAAUUUGGUCUUUUUCCCUCACCCACCCUUAAAUCAUGCCUAAACCUUUUUGUUUUGUAUUAUAAAUUAUAACCAAUAUCUAUAAAGUGGAUAUCCAACACCAUACCCACUUCCACUCCCUUAUAUAAUUUCCUCAUCUAAACCCCAUUAUUUUCCUCCAUUUUUUUUUAACAAAAUGGGUAAUACGUUAGGACUCGGAGGAAAAAAAACAGCAAAAAUUAUGAAAAUAAAUGGGGAAACAAUUAAAUUUAAAACCCCAAUUCAAGCUAAAGAGGUAGUUAAAGACUAUCCGGGUCAUGUCGUGUUGGAUUCGGAUUCGGUUAAACAUUAUGGUAUUCGGGCUAAACCACUUGAACCAUUUCAAAAUUUAGAGCCUAAAAGGCUUUAUUUUCUAGUAGAAUUACCCAAGUUUCCUAAUGAUCACCAUCACCGAACCCCUAGACGGGUUCGGUCUGGUAUUCAUAUGUCCGCUAAAGACCGUCUUGAAAGUUUAAUGCUUUCAAGGCGGUCUGUAUCGGACUUAUCUAUAAUGGGACCCGCUACUAGAGUAGUGGUUGAUGGGUUUGGGUCCGGGUCUGGGUCUGGAUCUCAAGAAAUUAGUGAUGGAGGUGUGAAUUCGUCGGGGUUACGAGUGAGAAUGAAGCUACCGAAAGCGGAGGUAGAGAAGUUGAUGAAUCAAAAUAUGGAUGAAGAUGAAGUUGCGAGUAAGAUUGUGGAUUUGUGUUUACGAAAAAAUGGUCAAAAUUCUAUGAAUAGUAAUGGAAAUGGGAAUGGGAAUGGGAAUGGGAAAGGGAAAGAAUUACAUACUAAUAAUGUAAUGUUGGAUCAACCGUUUGUUCGUGGGAACACCGGAGGUUAUAACAAGCGAGUAGGAUUUUCAAUUCGUGAAGGAGAAAUGGGAGUGGUUGCUUCAUGAAGCAUGAUAAAUCAAGAUCAAUGAUCAAAAGGUCAAGGUUUCAUGAUCAAAAAUCUCCAUCGCAUUACUUUAGGCUUUAGCUACACCCAAAAACUAGAAAAUGAAUUACUAAAUCUUGUAUUCAGCAUUUAAGAUUAUGUUGUAUAUUAUAUUAUAUUCUACGAAAAUAUUUUAUUUUUAUUUUAUUUGCUGAGAUUUUUAAUUUUUUUUUUAUUCGGAGUAGGUUAGAAAUUUUUAUAGACUAUAGAUUGGAGUAUGAAGAAUUCAUCUUUUAUUUAGAUGAUGAGAAUUCAACUUAAACCCGUCACAGUAAUGAAAAGAAAAGUUUUCAAUCACUAAGCUUAUGUAUAAUUGUCCGAAAUUUUUUAUGUUAAAAACUAUAUUUGGAUAGUGUUAAAAUGUUUGGUAAUGAAUCAA
This is a messenger RNA of Amaranthus tricolor (Joseph's coat), 1368 nucleotides long. RefSeq lists its product as uncharacterized. Bases 211 to 951 code for a protein of 246 amino acids. The transcript is spliced from 2 exons. The record is from RefSeq and is a predicted model, not a curated record. Lineage: Eukaryota; Viridiplantae; Streptophyta; Magnoliopsida; Caryophyllales; Amaranthaceae.